Messenger RNA from Aspergillus heteromorphus CBS 117.55, 570 nucleotides. RefSeq names its product ferredoxin family 2Fe-2S iron-sulfur cluster binding protein. The record is from RefSeq and is a predicted model, not a curated record. Gene Ontology annotation, cellular component: mitochondrion. Bases 1 to 570 code for a protein of 189 amino acids. Gene Ontology annotation, molecular function: 2 iron, 2 sulfur cluster binding. Lineage: Eukaryota; Fungi; Ascomycota; Eurotiomycetes; Eurotiales; Aspergillaceae. Gene Ontology annotation, biological process: P450-containing electron transport chain; positive regulation of oxidoreductase activity. The transcript is spliced from 4 exons.
AUGUCGUUCUGGAAGGAAGCCUGUGUCAACCUCCGUCGCGCCGUGCCCCGGUCCGCCGAGAGCCUCUGUCGCGCUCCCUCCAAGCUCACCGCCAAUGCCACAGGGAACAUCUUGAGCCCGCGCCCGUGGAAGGCCCCCGAGGCGGCGGGUCGCCGCAGCUUCUCCGUCACGGCGGGAGUGCAGCACGGCCAUAUCACCCCUCCGAAGCCCGGCGAGGAGAUCAACAUCACCUUCAUCGAUAAGGACGGCAUCCGGGUCGACCUCCAGGUUGCCGAGGGCGACAACCUGCUGGAUAUCGCGCAAGCCCACGACCUGGAAAUGGAAGGUGCCUGUGGCGGCUCGUGCGCCUGCUCUACGUGCCAUGUGAUCGUCGAGGAUGCGGACCUGUUCGACAAGAUGGAGGAGCCGUCGGACGAUGAGAACGACAUGCUGGACCUGGCCUUCGGGCUGACGGAGACCUCCCGCCUGGGCUGCCAGGUCAUAAUGACCAAGGACCUCGAGGGCCUCGUGGUCCGGCUGCCGUCGAUGACGCGGAACCUGCAGGCCAGCGACUUCGAGCAGAAGAACUGA